This is a messenger RNA of Sordaria macrospora k-hell, 1641 nucleotides long. RefSeq lists its product as uncharacterized. Lineage: Eukaryota; Fungi; Ascomycota; Sordariomycetes; Sordariales; Sordariaceae. The record is from RefSeq and is a predicted model, not a curated record.
AUGAGCGGCAACAAUACCGGAACUGGUAGUCCAGUUCAAACUACUAUGGAUGCGGUUGUCGCGGCCUGGGAGUCAACAGUCCACAAGAUUCGCCAGUGCAAGAAGGAGGCUCAAGCCCAGUUGGAGGAGCUUGCUGGCCUGGGCCCUGCUGCUGAGGACGCUCUUCCUCAAUUCGAGACCUCGACCGCUGUUCUCGCCGCCAUUGCUGCCUCUCCAGCUCCCGUCUCACCAGCAAUAGCCGCUGAGUCCGAAGGCGAGGAUGUCGACAACAAGAAGGAUGAGGGCAAAGAGAAGGACGUCGACACUUCCGCUAUUACAGCCACAACCCAAACCAAGUCGGUCGGCAGCAGAAAGUCCAGAUUUGGAACCAUCAGCUCGAAGAAGGAUGUCAAGGGCAAGGACAAGGCGAUUUCCAAAUCGCCUUCGCCGGAGACUUUCUCCCCCAAGACUUUGAGCAAAAUGACGAAGAUCGUCAAGAACGGCAGACUUGUUGGCAGGCUCCCACUCAUCAAACCUAUCUCUACGCUGAAACUCGCCAGUCUUAGCGCUGCCAUCCAAUCGGGCUCCACCCCUGGUCCUCCCAGUUCCAAGCAGCGCCCUAUCACGCCCGAGCCCGUGUCAGAGACCGAGGAGUCUGAGACUGAGUACUUGUCCGUGUUGGAGUUCAACCACGGACUUUCUUCCCCUCCCGAUGCCUCUUCCACUCCCGGCCAUGCUUUGGCUACCGCUGCCGUUGUUACCGCGGGCACUUCCGGCGAUCAUAUCCCGCUUGAAGACCAGGAGCAGCCCAUUGUCAGCAUUAAAGACGGAGAGCAUGAAGUCGAAACUCUCGAUUGUGGCCCUACUACUACCACAGCUGAAGCUAGCAAUAGCGCGGGCAAAUCUGAAUCUGUAUCCGGAACCAACAUUACCUCUUCCGACGGCGUCAACGAGGGCCAGGGCGGCACGAUCGAUGAAAGAAAGACCAAGGAGAAGGUCGACAACAGCGGCACUCCCACAAAGACCAGCACUGCCAGCAAGAGCGGAUCUGUGACGAAGAGCAGAAAGAACAACAAGGAGAACCAACCAUUCUCCAGGCAUAGUCCAUCUCCCAGGGUUUCAUAUGAGCAUGCAUUGAACAGCAUCUCCAGCAACAAGAACGUUGAAGAGGAGAUCAUUGUCAAGGCCAAAGACAAUGCGCAGGCGGUCGGCUAUCCCACUCACAAUCGUACCACAACCGCCACCACAGAGGAUGUCAAUGGCAAAGAGGAAGUCAUUGUCAUCACUACUACUACCACUACCACAGAGGAUGUCAACAACAACAAGAGCGCCAGCGCAUCCAGCUCCACCUCUGGCCCCGGCUCUAUCCCGAGCAAGAAAGAUCCAAAGGGCAAGGGCAAGGCCAAGGCAGUCUUCCCUCCUCCCUCCACCCUUCCUCCGCCCUUGAUCUUGUCCGCCUCCGCCGGACCUUCCUCCACCAGUGCCGCUGGCCCAAGCUCCCCCAAGAUCUCGGUUUCGAACGUCAACCCGCGGAAGCGCGCCCGGGAAGACAGCGAGUAUGGUAACGAGAACCACAACGCCAAUAACCACCACAAUCUCGGUAAUCCGUCUUCUCUGUCCGCCCAAAUCACCAAGAUCUACUCGAGGGAGCAACAGCAUUAG